Acanthoscelides obtectus is the source of this 3565-nucleotide messenger RNA. The record is from the annotation of a GenBank genome assembly. NCBI's taxonomy places the organism in Eukaryota, Metazoa, Arthropoda, Insecta, Coleoptera, Chrysomelidae.
AGAUAGUUCUAAGUUGACGUCUUGUCAUAAAAAACCUAGAUAAUUUCAAAAAAACCGAGAUAAUGUAACGUAACUUAACUACCAACACCGGCAUUAGUCCUAAAAACAACGGAAUAUGCUAACUUGUUUGAACUAGAACGUAAAAGUCACACAAUUUUGAACGUUUAUAAGAAUUAAAUCUAAGAAGACGAUUUAAAAAUAGCGCCACAAAUUAACAUUACUUGAAUUUACCCAUCUCUAUUCUGGUGACAUCUACAUAACCUCACAAUUUAAUAAAUAAAAUUUUCCAAAUUCAAACGACAGUGGACUGCAAAUUGCAAUAUUAUUAAAAUAAAAGCUGAGCGAGUGUGUGCAUUUUCAUCAUGAGUGAAUCACAGUGCUCUCAAGUGGAAGACGUAGUAACCAAAACAGACUAUCCUCCUAUGACAGAAUUCGAAACACAAAUGUUCUUGGACAUUGUAAAAAGCGAUGGUUUGAUUGUAGCGGCAAAAGGUCUUAACUUAGAUUUGGUGAUAUUAAAUAUCCUCAAAGUAUACUGUGAUCCGGCAAAUCUUGUACUAGUAUUAAAUGCAACAGAAAAAGAAGAGAAAUAUCUGAUGAAGAAGUUAAAUGAUGUUUGUGUACACAGCACAACAUACCUUACUAAUAUUAAAUCCAGAGAAGAAUCAUACCUAUGGGGAGGAAUCAACUUUGCAACAACCAGAAUAGUAGUGGUAGACUUAUUGAAAAAACGUCUUCCCAUUGAAAAAAUUACAGGAUUUGUCAUUUUAAGAGCACACACAAUUCUUGAGAGCUGCCAAGAAGCUUUUGCAUUGAGAUUAUAUAGGCAAAAUAAUAAGACAGGGUUUAUAAAGGCGUUUUCCAAUAAUGCACAAAGUUUCACUAUAGGAUAUGGACAUGUAGAAAGAGUUAUGAGAGCUUUAUUUGUGAAAGAUCUGUAUUUAUGGCCCAGAUUCCAUUCAAUUGUAGUACAGAGCUUGAAAAAUUUUGAGCCUAAUGUAAUUGAAUUAAAUAUUCCAAUAUCUGAAAAAAUGAAGAAGAUGCAAACACACAUCUUGGAUUUAAUGAAUCUGACUGUUAAAGAACUGAAAAGAAUCAACAAAAAUAUAGAAAUGCAGGAGAUAACAGUGGAAAAUUGUCUAACAAAAAAAUUUCACAAAUUACUACAGGCACAAUUAGACAUAAUUUGGCAUCGUCUCAGUAGAAAGAGUUUACAAAUGGUAUCAGAUCUAAAAACUCUGAGACAUUUAUUAGUGUAAGUGUCUCCUAACAUUAUGUACAGUGCUUUUUAAAAAGGUCAUGUGAUAUCCCAUUUUAAAGCUUCUUUCUACUAUUUCAUAACCCUGUAAUAUAAAAUGACUGCCUCUACAAGCUGACAAAGUUGAGCCAUCCCAUUAAAAAAAAAACAUGUCUAGAUCUAUCAUUCUCCUCAAACUGAAUUUCGCAUGUUUUAUUGCACACUCAGACGGUAUUUUUCAAAAGAAGAAGUUGGAUAUGCCUUACCAUCCAGGCAUCCAUUAUACAUCAAGGACAAUGUUUUACUCAGACCCGGUUACAUUUUAUUGUACAGUAAUGAACUGCAGAAGCUUAGAAUAUGCUCAAACUGCAAAUUGGGUUCUUUUUCAACCUGCAGAACAUUUAUUCACAGAGAUAAGUUCUUUCAUCUACAAUAAAGACAAAGAGUUCUGUCCUGAUCCUUGCCCUAAAUGGGAACCACUAUUGGAACUAUUGAAAGUUGAAAUACCACAUCAGAUUAAAGAAUCAAAAUCAAGUGAGCAUACCAUUUUGAUUCUAUGUUCAGACUACCGUACGUGUCACCAGUUGAAAGAGCUGUUGACAAAUGGCCCUGAGUAUUACUUAUUCUAUAAGGCGUUACGAAAUAACUUGAAUAUUAGUAAAGUAGCGAAAUCGUUCCAAUAUGGUAAAUUACCAGAGAAUAUAGAGGAGGUGAUACAAUCCAAAAAACAAAAAAACCAAAAUAAAAGAUUGAAGACAAAUAGUAGCGUUGCUAGUAAUAAAUCUGAAGAAGGCUCUGAAGAAAAGGAGACGACAGAGGAGGAUGAAGAAUUUCAAUGCAGUUAUGUGCUUACUAUGAACCAAACUGCUUCCCAAGACCAAGAUGAUUCUGUGGAAGAGUCAUUGAAUUGCACGUUUGAACCUUUUACUCAGAUGGAGAAAAUGGAUCUUACUCACAUAUGUCAAUCAGUGACAGAACCGAAAAUACUCAUACAAACAUUCAAAUCUACAGACGACUACAUUCAUCUGCAAGAUGCGUUGAACAAUUUGAAGCCAACGUUCAUAAUCAUGUAUCAUUGCAGUAUGACAGCAGUUAGAGAAAUUGAGAUGUAUGAAGCUCACAGGAAGAGGGAUCCACCACUAAAAGUUUACUUCUUAUUACAUGGUGAAACAGUGGAAGAACAAAGUUAUCUCACAACACUGCGGAGAGAAAAGGAUGCCUUUGAGCACCUUAUUCAAACUAAAGCUACCAUGGUAAUACCUGAAGAUCAGGAUGGUAAGAAUGACUACUCCUUAUCUCUUGAAAGAGAUGGCCAAACCCCUACAAAAAAUACUAGGGCAGGAGGUAAAGAUCAAGCUCCGAAGAAGCAAACUAUUAUCGUUGAUCUUCGAGAAUUUCGAAGUGAAUUGCCACCUUUAAUCCACAAGAGAGGAAUUGAUAUAGAACCAAUGACUAUAAGCAUAGGAGAUUACAUAUUGACGCCAGAUAUCUGCGUGGAAAGAAAAAGCAUAUCGGACUUAAUUGGGUCAUUGAAAAGUGGACGCCUUUAUCAACAGUGCACACAAAUGUCUAGAUAUUAUUCUAAACCGAUGCUACUUAUAGAAUUUGAUCAGAAUAAGCAGUUUGGUUGGCAGAAUAAUUACAUGCUAUCGACUGACAGUACAAGUUAUGAUUUCCAACAGAAGCUGUUAUUACUUACUUUGCAUUUUCCGAAGUUAAAGUUAAUUUGGAGUCCGAGUCCGUACGCUUCAGCUCAGCUGUUUCAAGAAUUGAAGAUGGGAAAAGAAGAUCCAAAUAUUGAAUAUGCAGCUACUAUCGGAGACCAGCAAGAUAUAGACAUUAUAGAAACAAAAUACAAUUCUGCCAUUUACGAUUUUGUGCAAAAAUUACCAGGCAUCACAUCUAAAAACAUUGAUAACUUUAUGAGAAAAUGUAAAAGUUUGGAUGAUGUUAUAAGACUGGACAAGGAAAUACUUACAAAUAUUUUGGGCAACGGGUCUGAUGCGCAAGCAUUCUAUUCAGCAUUGCAUGAAGAGCAUUCUUCAAGUAAAGAGGAUUCAGAGACAAAACUAAAAGGAAAGGGAAAAGUGAGGUUUCAGUAUUUUAAAAAUAAAGCUCAAAACCAGAAAAAGUAGAAAAAACAGUUUUACAGUGUGAUUAUUUCUCUUAUAAACAGCAAUGUAAUUUUUGUUAUUAGUUGUCAGUCCACUGAUUUCAAGAUGUUCUGAUUGGAUUAUGAUCCUUCACAAUCAUUAUACUCGAAUGUUUAUAAAUAUAUGUAUAGUUGCAGGUUAAAUGUACAUUUGUUAUUUAUUUUUUAUAAUAAAC